AUAUUUGAAAGCCACUGUAAACAAAUAGUCUCGUCAGCUGUUUUCAUUGCCUUUAUAAAAUAGCUAAACGAAUCCUUGGAAAUAACUUCUGCCUGAAAAGCGAAAAAUUAUUAUAAAAAUAUAAAAAUAUAUAAAAUAUGGAGUGGUUCAGUACAAUAAUACUAGUUUUAAUAAGUGUACAAAUAACACAGCAAGUUGAUUACGAUUGCGAUGAUUUGUUAAUGGGACAAUAUCUUUGUCCAGAUCCCACAAAAAAACAAAUUGAUCCCAAAACGCAACAAUUUUAUGGUUGUACGAAGGAAAAUAAAGCGCGAGUUUGGUGUUUAGCCGUAGAUGGUAUUAAUUGCACGGAAACAGGCAACAACACGUUUACGCGCGAAUUGCCCUGUAAAUGGACCAAUGGCUAUCACCUCGAUACCACGCUACUGCUUUCCGUCUUCCUGGGAAUGUUUGGUGUCGAUCGCUUCUAUUUAGGUUAUCCUGGUAUUGGGCUGAUAAAGUUUUGCACGCUUGGUGGCAUGUUUCUCGGCCAACUAAUCGACAUUGUGCUCAUUGCUACACAAGUAGUGGGCCCGGCAGAUGGUUCAGCUUAUGUUAUACCUUACUAUGGUGCCGGUGUGACAAUUGUACGUAGCGACAAUUCUACAUAUCGCUUGCCACGUGAUGACUGGUGAAAAUACAUUAAAUAUUUUAAAUCAUAUGUUAAUUAGUAAUAUAAAUUGACUGAGCAUGUUCGUGUGUACAUUUAUAGAAUAAGUAUUGUGUUUUCUAAGAAAUUAAGAACAAAAAAUGAAUAUUGUAUCUAAAAA
Messenger RNA from Bactrocera oleae (olive fruit fly), 809 nucleotides. RefSeq names its product TM2 domain-containing protein 1 biscotti (gene bisc). NCBI's taxonomy places the organism in Eukaryota, Metazoa, Arthropoda, Insecta, Diptera, Tephritidae. The record is from RefSeq and is a predicted model, not a curated record.